CUGAUUUCCAGAUAAUCAUUUAACAGGGGAGGAGGACACAGGAUAGUGGCUGCCCAGUGCUCUGUCAUCAACAUAUCUGGUGCCAGAUCAGCUAAUUUCCAUGGCAAUCUGUGAUGGGAAAACCAUUUUAGGAAAUGGCGCCACCACCACCACCAUGUCGACGGUGCAAGUCAAGGUGUGCCAGCAGCCUUGCAACUGGCACGCUGUUCGGCAUCUACUUCGAGUCUAGUUUUCUUCAUGCGGCGGUAAUAAAUUAUAUGAAACUAGUAACCGCUAUUUUGUUUUUAGUGUUAUUGGCAUUAAUGCAUCGUGUAUAUAUCAUUUUGGUUUUUGUACACAGAUCGUCCCAUGCAUUGUGAGGUCAGAAUUCAACAAGCUGACCGGAGACUCUGUGACCUUUGAGGCUCCUGGAGGCCCCUACACUAUGGAGGUCGAGAUAGGACGAAAUAUGACGCAGGUGGGAGGAGAUGGAUGGGUCCGCUUCAUCGCCCACAUGCGUAUCACCGGUGGUGAGUUGAUCAGCUUCUCCUUCAGAGCAGAAAGACCCAAGCUGGCCGUGAUUUAUGUCAACAAAGAAGAAGAUGAUGAAGAUGAUGAGGAGGAUGACGACCCACUUGGUGAAGCCAUCGUAGCUCAAAGAAUGAGGUUGAGCGAGGAGGAGGUGUGCAACCUAUGGGACAUCAUUCCGCCACGUGCUGACUUCGUCGGGGUGCCAUUCGUGACUCGCCCGACAAGUACCAUGGUUGAUCGGCAUAUCAUGAAAUUGCCAAAGAGCCUAUCUGAGAGUUGUGGUAUCAAGCCUGAUGAAGAAGGCUCUGCUGGAAUACGCCUUACCGUGAGGGGCUCCGUCACCACUUGUGCGUACGGCGUGGACACGCACGGUCGCACACACUUCAACUCGGUUGGAUGAAAGAGCUUCCUCGUCGGCAAGAAUCUUCAUGUUGGACAGACAAUCCUAAUUACUAUCAGGAACACCCACCGCCCAGGCUUGAGAAUGAUGGUCGUUAUCGAUAUCAUCUAGAACUACAUAUGCAUGCGUGUGGCUGCUGAACCAUAUAUAUGUUGGAAAUAUGCCCUAGAGGCAAUAAUAAAUGGUUAUUAU
Aegilops tauschii subsp. strangulata is the source of this 1102-nucleotide messenger RNA. Lineage: Eukaryota; Viridiplantae; Streptophyta; Magnoliopsida; Poales; Poaceae. The record is from RefSeq and is a predicted model, not a curated record.